AUCUUUCGACGAAGCCCCCAAAAUGGAUUGGUGAAAGUGAAACGUCUACCGAAAAGGAAAAAAUACUUUGGUAUCGCCUUCUAACCAGAGCCAACGGCAUAACAUUGCGUUGUCAUUCAAAAGGAUGGUUAUGCUUUCUUUGAUAGCGUUUGUGAUCUCGACAUGGGUUGCAAAGAGCUAUACAGGAAUUCCGAAGUCAGCUUCCGUUCGCCAUCCUCACACUGGACCUCGUGCGACUGGGUCAUUUACAGUUAAUGUUCGCAAAUCUUCGAUAGCAUAUCAGUUUUCGGCGUCAACCGAAUCAUCCGACUUUUCGACAUGGGAUGGAAGCGCUCCACUUUCUGUCGACGAUUCUUACGACGAACUGGUCACCGGCGCACUUCAGAUUUCCCCAUUGUCUGUCAAUGACCCUGCACUGGUUGAGUUCACCGAAAGCACGCACUUUCGAAAAAGCGUCAGAAACGGCAAGGUGUUGCCCGCCAUGGGAUCAUCCCAUUAUCCUUUCGCUAUGAUGCUGCAAGGGUCGGCUCCUUACAUCGCCGCUCACGCCGGUAAAACGGCUGUCAUUCAUAUUCCAGGCGACGUGUUAGACGGUACACCGAAUGCGGAUGCUUUGCUUGCUGACAUUUCCUUGUCGAGACUGUUAGGCAUGAAAAUCGUCAUUGUGAUUGGCUGUCGGUUCGAUCUGGAUAGGUGCGAUAUGGAUUUCGCCGAAAACGCUCACGAAUGCCACAACGCACUGAAAAUCACAAAUGCGGAGACGUUGCGUUAUGUGGAAGAAGAAGUAGGAUUCUUACGCACCGAAAUGGAGCGCAAGCUUAAUCGAUGUUUGCGCAUGACGGGAGGCGUGUCGGGAACCAAGGACGCCCCGGUCCCUGAUGGUAAUGUCGUCUCCGGGAACUUCUAUACGGCACAGCAGUUUGGUAUUAUCCAAGGGGAAGACUUUGAAUACACAGGAUUUACGCCGACAGGGCAAGUGCAUGCUGAAAAUAUCCAACGAGUUCUAAACAACAACGACGUUGUGCUUUUGACAACCGUGGGUUUGAGCACACUGGGUGAGCUUGUCAACGUUAACGGAUAUCAUUUGGCGGCUUCCGUAGCUGCGGCUCUCAAAGCCUACAAGGUGAUAUACAUGUCUAAUGAAGGCUCUGUUUUGCAAAAGAAAGGCGAGAACAUCUCUAUUCAAGAGUUGCCUCUCAGUUUUGCGAAGGCUGUUUUGGACUACCACCAUGUCGAGGUUCACAAAACCGGAUUUGCAACGUUCGAGCGAGCUAGACAAAGUCUAGAACCACACGCUGUCGAGUUGCUUUUGCAUCUCGGAUGGGCGUCCUGGGCGCUCGAUCAUGGUGUGAAACGAGCACAUGUAGUAAAUCCCGGGGAUGGUGCAUUACUUGAAGAACUCUUCACCAGCAAGAAUGGUGCGAAUACUUGCCUCUAUCACGACGAAGAAAACACAAAAGUUGAAGAAGAAAUCGGACAAGACGAUUGGGAUUCUUUCUUUGCGUCAGCUAAGGCACAAGGUCAAAAAGAGAUAUAUAUCAAGAAGCAGCAAUCAAGCAAACGUUUUUGA
Messenger RNA from Phaeodactylum tricornutum CCAP 1055/1, 1570 nucleotides. RefSeq lists its product with no specific name. The record is from RefSeq and is a predicted model, not a curated record. Lineage: Eukaryota; Bacillariophyta; Bacillariophyceae; Surirellales; Neidiaceae. Gene Ontology annotation, molecular function: L-glutamate N-acetyltransferase activity, acting on acetyl-CoA as donor. The coding region runs from base 125 to 1570 and encodes 481 amino acids. The transcript has a single exon. Gene Ontology annotation, biological process: L-arginine biosynthetic process. Gene Ontology annotation, cellular component: cytoplasm.